Molecule: messenger RNA, 792 nt
Organism: Knipowitschia caucasica
Lineage: Eukaryota; Metazoa; Chordata; Actinopteri; Gobiiformes; Gobiidae
Source: the annotation of a GenBank genome assembly
AUGUCUUCUCCCAUGUUCCGAUUGUGGCUGGUUCUGCUGGGAGGACUCGCGCUGCCAGUGGUUCGACAUGUCCGUUGCAUUGAAAUCAGCACCCCAGCAGAGGUGGAGGCAGUCAAUGGAACCGAUGUUAAACUAAAGUGCACCUUCACCUCCACCUCCCCCGUGUCACUGCAGUCAGUCACUGUGUCCUGGAACUUCCGCCCCCUGCUGCUGGGACUAGAUGAAUCAGUGUUUUAUUAUGAUAAGGAGCCUUUUCCUCCCGAUCAAGGGCGCUUCAAAGGCCGUGCUGUUUGGUCUGGUGACAUCCUCAGGAAAGAUGCUUCCAUCACGCUGCAUGAUGUGCUUCCAACCUUCAAUGGAACCUACAUCUGUCAAGUCCGCAACAGACCAGAUGUGCACGGCAGCAACGGCGAGAUCAUGCUCAGAGUAGUCAACAAAGUGUCUCUGUCGGAGAUCAGCAUGCUGGCCAUGGCUGUGGGGGCUGGGAUUCUUCUCAUCCUGGUCAUUCUCGUAGUCGUAGUAUCAGUGAAGCUAUGCAGGAAGAGGCAAAUUGACAGAGACACUGAGAUGCACGUACCAGAGGAACAGUGGAAGGACCCCACCGUGUGCCAAGAGGAAGAGGCCAUUCAUUUGACCGUUAGGCCAAAAAAGAAAGAGGCGGCGAGCUCAGACGAUGAAGAGUCUGAGGGGAGCAGUGGAGAUGAUGAUGAUGAUGAGGAGGAAGAAGAUGACGAUGAUGAUGACGACGAUGAUGAUGAUGAUUACGACAAUGAGAGCAAUGAUGCAGACUGA